AUGAAGAUGCAUUCUGUGAUUUCCUGCUCUUCCGCCUGCCAGCAGAUGAAGUGGCCAGAGUUUGAGCUGCCAUCGUUGACUGAGCACGACCGUGGAGGAACUUUGGACAUUGAUGAGUUCAAGGAGGUUCGCAGUCCAGAAGUCAAGAGGAUUCAAGAGGCUUCCAAGCCAUCCUGGCCACCCUCGCAUCGUGACGAGCCCUGCACCACCCCCUUGGCCUAUCCUUGGCAGUUGAUGGACCUAUUGCUGCUUCGAGAAGGGUUCACUGCCAGCGAGUACGAGGAGUUCGUCGGCAUCUUUGAGCGCCAUGACCGUGACGAGACCGCGGAGCUGGACAGCAAGGAAUUCCAGACCAUCCUCAAUUGGCUGGGCUUCUGCUGGCCUGCUGAGAGGACGCAGAAGGUGCUGGCCCAGGUGGACCAUGAGGACAACGGCAAGCUGAACCAGCGCCAGUACCUGCAGUGCAUGCGGCGCGUGCGCGAGUCGGAGCUCGAGCUCCUCCAGAAGCUGAUCAAGGAGAACGAUGCAGACCACUCGGGGACAAUCAACAUGAUGGAGGUGGUGCCCGUAUUGAAGGACUUGGGCUACGAGAUGUGGGACAUCUCGGCCAUCCACGAGGCUGCAGAGGAAUGUGGUGUGGCCACCAUCGAGAUGGAUCUGAGUGCAAUGUGGCGGCUCCUGCUCACGUACCGCCAGCGAGAGGGCUUCUGCAAUGUGGACCUCGACCAAGUCGAUGCAUCCUUCAGCAAGCAAGACAAGGAGCUCACCGGCCAGCUCCCUGCACUCGAGGAGGGGAGCCUGUAA
Molecule: messenger RNA, 804 nt
Organism: Symbiodinium natans
Lineage: Eukaryota; Dinophyceae; Suessiales; Symbiodiniaceae
Source: the annotation of a GenBank genome assembly